This is a messenger RNA of Nerophis lumbriciformis (worm pipefish), 3512 nucleotides long. It is a transcript of the gene unc13d, whose product is annotated as unc-13 homolog D (C. elegans). Gene Ontology annotation, cellular component: exocytic vesicle. NCBI's taxonomy places the organism in Eukaryota, Metazoa, Chordata, Actinopteri, Syngnathiformes, Syngnathidae. The record is from RefSeq and is a predicted model, not a curated record. Gene Ontology annotation, biological process: secretion.
ACGGCAGCUAAUUAGACGACAUUAUGUCAGCUCAAAAGGAGGCCACCAGCUCAGAGGACCGUUUACUCAAAAAACCAGAACAGUACCAGGACCCCGGCUCAACGAGGCUCAGGCAGUUAUCUCCGGGCCAUGUACGUAAAUUGGGCCAGACGAGGAAAAUACGAUACAGGAAGGAUUUUAAAGACGAGGAAAGCCCGGAAGAGAAGGCACGUCGCCACAAAGAGGUGGAGCUGAACCCUCUGUAUAAGGAGUUGUUGUACACUGUUACACAUAAAAUGGGCAAGUCGACAUCAGCUGAGGUCUUCACAGAUAACCAACUUCACCAGUACAUUCAAGAGGCCCUCACCAUGACAGAGUCAGAGCAUGAAGCUCUGAUUGAGAAAAUGCAGAACGCAGAGCCGCCUGUUUGCUGCCUAAUGGUCACUGUAAAGGAAGCCAAAGGGAUUCUGGGAAAAGAUAUCAGUGGUUUUAGUGACCCAUAUUGCUUGCUGACAAUACUGGAGGAUGAAGAAGAAAAACGCACACGUCGAUCUCGAUCCAAAGCCUCCAAAUAUGUGGUGAAGGAUGCCGUGUCUGAUGAUAAGAUUUAUCAGACAGACAUAAAGAUGCAGACUCUCAACCCCAUUUGGAACGAGACGUUUAUACUGGAGUUUGACAACAUCCUGGGCGCCAGCUUCCAUCUUGAGAUGUGGGAUAAGGACGAGGAGGUCUCACUCACUCAGAAACUGGAGGAGUUCAAAACCAACUUUACUAGUUUAAAAAGAAUGAUUAAGGAGGCCAAAAAGGAGAGAGGGACCGACGACUUUUUGGGGAAAAUUGUCAUAAAACUCCAGGACCUACACUGUACUGAAGACAACUGGUACCAUCUAGAGCCCAGAACAGAGACGUACCCUGACCGUGGACAUUGUCACCUCCAGCUCAAGUUUAUCCAUAAAGAGAGAGACGGGACACUAAGCGCAGGUCGAAACGCUUACAUCAACUACUGUGGGAUCCUGCAGCAGUUUGUCCUAUCUUACAUUUCCAAACAAAAGAGUUGCGUUACGUGGAAAGGAGAACUGUGUGGUGAGGCUCAGACUCUACUGGAACAGUACGCUACGCAGAACGACCUCUCACCUUUUCUCCAGGAUUUGGCGAAGUGGGUGGCUUACAGUAAACUGUACCAAAGCUUGGAGGUGGACUCCUCUUUGCUGUUACAGCAGCUGACUAGCGUGGAGUACCACUGGCAUCAACAGGAGCUACCACACCAACAGAAAAAAGAACUUGGGGACUCUCUUCAUGGCUUCCUGCAGUAUGGACUGUAUUUAGUGUCAAAAUACAGAGAUAUCUUCUCCCCGACGCCAAAUACUACUCCAAAGUUGCACACACUGUUAAGAAUCUUGGUUCAAAUCUGCAAGACACAAGCGUUCCAGAAAAUGAACCCAGCUGAGUUUGAGCUCCAGGAGGAGGUCGCUGAUGCCAUACAGACAGGUACACAGGAGUGGUUCACCAACAAAAAAGGUUUGCAUCAGCCAAUGACCAAGGAUCUAUGCGAAAUCUUGAGCGCUCUCUCCAGGUUGAUUGAGGAAGUGCGGGAAGACAUAAAACUCAACAAGGACGUCUGGAACCGAAUAUUUGUGAGCGCAGUGCAAGUGGACGUUUUCACAGAAGUCUACAAGAAGUUCGAUUCUCUGCUUGCUGCUGAAGUGAGAGAAACCUUAUCACUGAUGGAGGGUCGGACUGAUCAGAGUCUAGCCAACAGCCUGUUUCCUGUUUAUCUGAGCUUGCAAGCCAUCCAGAAAGACAAGGCCUUCUUACAGAAAAGAGGUCUACUUAAGCUAACAAACUUUCAUGAGAACUUCAGAGAGGCUCAGCCUUACUGGCUCAACAAGGUGUUUCUCACCACCAAGGACAGAGUGGAGAGGGCUGUCAAGGUUGACCAGCUGCAGCCCCUGCAGUGUGGGGGAGUGCCCAUUAAACACAGCUCCUCAGCAGUGGACCUAGUGGCUUGUAUCCAGCCGGUGUGUGACUUGUGGAAACAGAUGUCCUGGCCUGACCCUGAGGAGGCUUUCAUGCUCAUGGUCAAAAUCACUGAGGAUGUAUGUAAGAUUGUGGUGACCUACUGUCAUAGUCUGAAGGACCGAGUCAGGAUGCUCUCAGAGAACUCCGACCAUGGAAGCGCAAUCAAUAUGCUGUGUGUAGUGGUGAACGACCUCGAAUACUUGCGAUCUGUCCUGGCACGGCUUCCCGUGCAGCUGAACUGGGCGGGGCUUCGAGGGCGCACCAAUCAGGUCAUCGGGGAAAGUCAGUUCCAAAACACACUGCCAUCACAGGUGCAGCAAACUCAGGGCAUCCUCGACCGGGAGACCCGCUCAGCUUUGGACACUCUGGGUAAAAAGUUGAAUACAGACAUUGAAAGUCAUGUCAGAGGCAUGACAACCAGGUGGAAGACUGUGUCCAAAUCCACAGAAGAUGCCGCAGCCCCUCUCAUGCGCUAUCUGGAACAAGAGCUGCAUUACAUGAAUGACAAUUUGGUUGAAGAAAACUUCAACAGUCUCCUCACUACACUGUGGAACAACUCAGUCAAGUUCCUCCACCAGAUGGCAACAGAACAUUUGCAUCAAGAAAGGCUGAUGGAGUUCUGUCAGAGGCUGCUGGACACACUUCAGUGCCUCGAACAGUGCUUCCAUGGCGAGGGUAACGGACUUCCAUUCGAGAUGCUCCAUUGUGACGAGUACAAGACUCUUAAAGCCUACCUGACUCAUCACUCUCUGAACAGCCGCCAGCUCGCAGAAAAAUUUCUCGAAAGCAAAAUAUGGGAGCAGAGAGUGAUUGGCGGUGAGAAAUAUGGCGCGGUCACCCUUCUCACCUCCUACAGGAGAUCUGACCAAAGACUCCGAGUUGAAGUUCUGAAUGCAGUCAGCCUUCUACCAAUGGACUCUAAUGGUUCGAGUGACCCUUAUGUGCAGUUAUGUCUGGAGCCUUAUCACACCUUCCCUGAGGUGGAACCUUGUUGCACUCACAUCAAGAGCUGCGAUCUAAAUCCACUUUUUGAUGAGGCCUUUGAGUUUUUGGUGGGACUGGAUCAAUGCCAGGCUCCAGGGGCCUGCCUGGUGGUGACGGUCCUGGACCACGACAUCUGGAUGACAGACGACUUUGAAGGUGAAGCCUUCCUGUCCCUCAAAGAUAUACCUGGAGUUGCAAGAGGAGGGGAACAGACGGACAGCCUGGGCUCUCAUCCCGAUGCACCGCCUGCCCAAAUACGCCUCCCUCUGACGCACCCAAAACCGAACGACAACAUCCUGAGGUUACUGGAGUCCAGGAAAGGUGAAAAAGAAACACAAGCUUUUGUGAAGAAACGAAGACAAAGAGAGAAACAGUCCAAGGAGGGAAGUCAACCAUAACAUGCACACAAUCACUUUAUCUUCCAAAAAUAUACAAUUUGCUUUAAUGAUCUUUACCAAAAAAAAACAACACAACUAAAUCCAUUGAUAAGGAAAGACUGGUGUGGAAUAAAAUAACCUCUUUCCAGUUCA